ACUCUCUCCCUCGGACUCCUCACCUUCAACCCAUCAUCUAAUUUCCCGCACACACGAGGGGGAUUGCGCUCACGCAUCUUACUUGUACACAAAUACUCUUUAGCCUCAAAAUCCCCAUCUGGGUAUUUUCUUUUUUUGUCUUUUGAUUCGUUCUUCAGGUACUCGAUUCCCAAUUCCCAAUUCCCAAAUCCCAAUUCCCGCCUGUUUCUGAAUUGGAGGAUUUGAAUGAUAUUUUGAUCUGUGUCUUCCUUAGAAUUUCUCCAUUUUUUUUUCUGGGGUUGUGUUUUUAUGAUUCAGGCCAUUUUUGGGUGACUCGUUACUACUUUUUUUUUUUAGCCUUUAGAAUGAUUUUGUCGGGAUAGUUUUUUUGAUUCCUGAUGAUGUAUCUAAUGGGUAUGGGAGAACCGAAGAAUCUGGUUCUUUGAAAGCCAAGAAACUUGGAGUUGCUAUCUGGGUUGAUUAGAAAAUUUUUGGUUUUGUAUUAGGUUUGCGUGAUUGAAUUCCAUGUUUGGGCAAGACUAAGAACUCCAUCGAUUGGUGACAUUCAAAAUGGAUAGCCCUUCCACGACCCCGAGCUCAGCCCCUAAUUCCUCUCCUGUCUCCAAUCCCGGUUCUAAUGACGAAAACCCGCGCGUUAAAUUCCUAUGCAGUUUCUUGGGAAGCAUAAUGCCUCGCCCACAAGAUGGCAAGCUUCGGUAUGUUGGGGGUGAGACAAGGAUUGUGAGUGUUCCGAGGGAUAUUACAUAUGAGGAGUUGAUGCUUAAGAUGAGGGAACUCUAUGAAGGGGCUGCAGUAUUGAAGUACCAGCAGCCAGAUGAGGAUCUUGAUGCUCUUGUGUCUGUUGUCAAUGAUGAUGAUGUGAUUAACAUGAUGGAAGAGUAUGAUAAGGUGGGUUCAGGUGACGGGUUCACUCGACUUAGGAUAUUCUUGUUUUCGCACCCUGAUCAAGAUGGUUCUUUGCCUUUUGUUGAUGGGGAUGAGAGGGAUACUGAGAGGAGAUAUGUAGAUGCUCUUAAUAAUUCAAAUGAAAUGAAUGAUUUUGCUAGACAGCAGCAGCCUGAUUCCCCAGUAAUUAGUGGCAUGGAUGAUAUGCACGGGAUGGAACAUUUUUUGAAUCCAAUGAAUAUUGAAGGUAGUCUUCACACCCAGAGGAGUUGUGAGCCCUUGUCACAAUAUCACCUGCAUCAGCUCACAGUCCCUCAUGCUGGAUCUGGGCAGCAGCAACAAUCUGUAGCUCAAAGGUAUAAUGAAAUGGAAGCUCCCUGGAGUCCUGCUUAUCUUUCCCCCAGGCAUCACGGUCACUUUGAUCCACGACCGGUGGGAGAAUAUCCGUCGUCUCCUUCUCGGUACCGUAUGCCAUUCCCAGAUGUGCCAGAUAAAUAUUUGGAAAGAAUGCCUGAAGAGUAUGCAAGGCAGCAAAUGAGUCACCAGCAUAUGUAUGAACAUCAACCACAGUAUAAUGAGAAUGUUGUCUGGCUGCCAAAUGGAGCAAUUAGUGAAAAGUCGGGUUUCCCGGGUAACAUUUUACAUGGACACGGUGUCCUUGAGGGGAAUAGUUCUUGUGAACACUGCCGGGGAAAUUUCCAUCGGUAUCAAACACCAAUGGAGCAAGGGAAUAUGUUGAAUGGACUUCCCACUGAAUACCCUCAGAAUAGGGAGGCCUUCAUUCAAAAGGCAGAUGCGAAGUUCCAUCAUGGUAUUUUCCCAAAUGAGCAGAAUAUGAAUGAUCAUCGAUCUGCUUAUAAUGAGACACCUCCCCAUGAGCGCGGAUGGAUUAUGCAACAUCAGUUGAACGUGCGGGGGGAUGACACGAGAGCACAUGUCUCUGGGGCUGGAAGAUUGAAUGAUCACUAUAUUGUGGAUGGCUCCGGCUCAAAUUUUCCUCCUGCACAAAGUAAUUUAGCUGAUGGCUACCAUUCAUCGAUGAAUUUUCACGAUGAGGUGUUCCGUGACCAAGUGGUGCCUAGUGGGUCACAUAUGGGUAUCCCUCCUCCUGAAGAACGCGGUGUUGGCUAUAUGAAUAUGCCAUAUGCAUAUGGAGGCGAUCCUCAAUAUCCUCCAAUGGCACACAGGCAUAUGCCUGGAAAUUCCUUGUGGAGAAAUGUUCAGAACCCAGUACAUGUUGCUACCCCUUACGAAGCAUCCAUGUCCCUUCAGCAAGGGAAUACUCCUGUUAAUCCAGGAUAUAUCAGGGGUAUGCAGGAGGGUAGUCCACGGGUCCAUAUCGGUAUGGACCACCAAAAUCCUUGGCAUGAGUCCUCACAAAAAUUGCUGGGUAUUGAGGGAGCCACUGGUUCAGAGCAUGUACCUGCACAUGCUUUGAAUACUAACUCAACCGCUGUUGGCCAUGACAAUCAGCGCUUCUCGAGCAUUGAACGAAUUCAACCACAGCUGGAUAAGAUAAACCUUGUCACCUCUCCUGAGGUUCUCCAGAGGUCUAAUUCAGCUUCAGUGUUUAUGCAUGAUAAAUUGGUUGCACCUUUUCCUUCUAGCCAAAAUCCACUACCAAGGGCUGUUAGUGGGGUCAAUGAAGCUAUGACGAUGGAAGGAAAAAUUUUGCAUGGAGAAGGAAACGGACACGUGAUAACCGAUGUUGGGAGAGUCAACAUCGAUGCACACGGUGUUUCUCAUCCAGAGCAGAAUAACACUGAUGAUACAUAUUCCAAGGUUGCACUCCCUGAGUCGUUAAAUUCAAAUGGCAUGAACACUCCAGUUGAGAAUGGUGAUGGCUUGAAACCAGCUGAAGAUCCUCAACUUUCUGUUAAUCGCCUGAGAUUCUUACCCGAGUUGAUUGCAUCUGUGAAGAGAGCAGCAUUAGAAGUAUCUGAAGAUGCAAUAAUUGAAGAAACCGCCCUAGCAAGGCCUGAUUCAAUGGAAAAAAAGGAAACCGAAAAUGAGCCCGACUCCUUGAAUGCCCAUGGGGAACCCGAGUUGGAUACUGAUAAUGACCAUCAAAGCUCCAGAAUUGAGCCAACAAAGGCUGAAGCAGAAGCCAUUUCAAGGGGAUUACAAACAAUUAAAAAUGACGAUCUGGAGGAGAUUCGUGAAUUAGGGUCUGGGACUUAUGGUGCUGUUUAUCAUGGGAAAUGGAGAGGUUCUGAUGUUGCCAUCAAGAGGAUCAAAGCUAGCUGUUUUGCUGGGCGGCCAUCGGAAAGGGAACGUUUGAUUGCGGAUUUUUGGAAGGAAGCUUUGAUAUUAAGUUCUUUACACCAUCCAAAUGUUGUUUCCUUCUAUGGAAUUGUCCGUGAUGGUCCUGAUGGGUCCUUAGCAACAGUGACUGAGUUCAUGGUAAAUGGAUCAUUGAAACAGUUUUUGCACAAGAAGGACAGGACCAUUGAUCGUCGGAAAAGACUCAUUAUAGCUAUGGAUGCUGCAUUCGGGAUGGAAUAUUUGCAUGGGAAGAAUAUUGUACAUUUUGAUUUGAAAUGUGAAAAUCUUUUAGUGAAUAUGAGAGAUCCACAGAGGCCUGUUUGCAAGAUCGGGGAUUUGGGAUUGUCAAAGGUAAGACAACACACAUUAGUAUCAGGAGGCGUUCGUGGAACUCUGCCAUGGAUGGCACCGGAGCUUCUUAGUGGGAAAAGUAACAUGGUGACAGAGAAGAUUGAUGUUUACUCAUUCGGGAUUGUUAUGUGGGAACUGCUUACUGGUGAUGAACCGUAUGCGGAUAUGCAUUGUGCUUCCAUAAUCGGAGGGAUUGUAAAUAAUUCUUUACGUCCAGAAAUCCCGACAUGGUGCGACCCUGAAUGGAAGGCUUUAAUGUCAAGCUGUUGGGACUCUGAACCAGCUAUGAGACCAUCAUUUUCAGAAAUUUCUCAGAAGCUAAGGAAUAUGGCAGCGGCAAUGAAUGUGAAAUAGUUGUAAAUCUUGAAUACUAUGUAUCCGUUCACUCUUCCAUUCAUAAGCUAAGCCAAGAGUUGGAAAGAGAUGAAAAUUUUUAAAAAAAUGAAGCAUAAUUUUUGCAAUUUUAAGGCCACUUGCUGGUUCUCAAUGUGUAAGAAGGCUAUUAGAUGUGAUGUUAUGCCCUUGUAGAAUCCUUUUCUUGGGCCUAUUACUUAUAGAGUAAGGUUUUAUGUGCUCUAGACUGCAUUGCUGGGAGACUACAAGUACAGCUACAAAGGAGACCCGUGAUAGGCAAUGGGAUUUGAUUCUUUGGCUCAGGAUUUCACUUGGGAUUCUGCCGUUGGAUGCGUAUGGUAUGACACAAUACUAAAAUAUAUUGAUUCUGCUAUAAUAUCUGCUGGAAGACCUGUUUUUUGUUUUCACUUCUGUAUUGGGAGUAUAUAUGUAAAUAAAAGAGAGUUGGGAGAGAGAGAGAAGGGGGGAUGAUGCAACUGAAAAGGCACACAUCUUUGGGAAAGGGAAAGGGGAAGGUACUGUUACAAGCCUACAAUGUACUUCCAUAUUUGAGAUGAAACUGAAUUAAAUUUUUUAUACAUAUAAGUUUUGGGAAGUAGA
This is a messenger RNA of Momordica charantia (bitter melon), 4455 nucleotides long. Its product is annotated as kinase superfamily with octicosapeptide/Phox/Bem1p domain-containing protein. Gene Ontology annotation, cellular component: cytoplasm. Gene Ontology annotation, molecular function: protein kinase activity; protein binding; ATP binding. Lineage: Eukaryota; Viridiplantae; Streptophyta; Magnoliopsida; Cucurbitales; Cucurbitaceae. Gene Ontology annotation, biological process: protein phosphorylation; signal transduction. The record is from RefSeq and is a predicted model, not a curated record.